Aphanomyces invadans is the source of this 726-nucleotide messenger RNA. RefSeq lists its product as hypothetical. The transcript has a single exon. The record is from RefSeq and is a predicted model, not a curated record. Lineage: Eukaryota; Oomycota; Saprolegniomycetes; Saprolegniales; Verrucalvaceae. Bases 1 to 690 code for a protein of 229 amino acids.
AUGACAAUCCUACUGAACCAGCGCAACUCGCCGCUUGACGACGACCGCGUGCUCUGCGUCUUCCAUGCUGUGCAAGUACCCACGUGCCUCUUCAGCAAACUGAACAAUUACUUUUCCCAACCCACUAAGCUUACGGUCUUCAUCAGCGCUGGUAUUGUGAAGAUUGAGCACAACAUUUACGCCACUGAAAUCGUUGCGGCUGAUUUGGGCAUCGUGCAACGGAAUGAACACUCGGUAUUUCUUCACGAACCAGCCCACAAGACAACCCUUCAGUUUGAUUUUCCCUCGCCACUCGAAGCGCUCCACUUUGUUGGGACUGUCGACCUCCUCCAAUACAUUCACGCGUUGCGAGGGCCUCAAAUGGAUGCAGCUUCUUGCACUCUAGAGCACCACAUGAGGCAAACGCUCGACUACGCUGAGAUGCUGUGGGAACUGGACCUGUGGCGCCGGUCGGCGUCGUACUACUCGAUUCUGGAGACGCUGAGCUACGCGCUUCAGGAACUCCACUGUGACGACGUGCACUUCGGGGCGAUUCAGAAGAUGCUUGGGGCCCUGUGCGACAAAUUUGAGUGCGAUGCGUCCUUCGACCAGAUCAUUCAUGUGGACGGGCAGGAUUUCCACUGCAUAACCCCACUGUCUGUGCUUUUAGCCAAAAUCACGGCUCUUUUCACGCAUGUGUCGUCAUUUUGACUAAACCUUCGGCAUUAAUAAAAAAUAUAUCGGACA